Molecule: messenger RNA, 759 nt
Organism: Prunus armeniaca (apricot)
Lineage: Eukaryota; Viridiplantae; Streptophyta; Magnoliopsida; Rosales; Rosaceae
Source: the annotation of a GenBank genome assembly
AUGCUUGAAAAUCAAGGCAUGGUUCAUGGCUUACCUCAUUUGGAGCAGAUUUCAGUGGUUUGUGAUGGUUGUAUGCAAGGAAAGCAGCACAGAGACUCUUUUCCUUUGGAAUCCAGUUGGAGAGCAACAACUCCUUUGGAAUUGGUUCACACAGAUAUCUGUGGACCAAUGAAAACAGAAUCAUUAUCUGGAAACAAGUAUUUUCUGCUUUUUACAGAUGAUUGCCCUAGAAUGUCGUGGGUGUAUUUCAUUAGAAACAAGUCAAGUGCAUUGGAGUGUUUUAGAAAAUUCAAGGCUAUGACUGAGCUGCAAAGUGGGCAGUUAACAGUGGCAUACUCCCCUCAGCAAAAUGGAGUAGCUGAGAGGAAGAAUAGAACAGUGGUGGAAAUGGCCAAAUCCAUGUUGCAUGAGAAAGGUAUCCUUUAUGAAUUUUGGACAGAAGCUGUAAAUACUGCAGUUUAUUUGCUGAAUAGAUGUCCCACCAAGGUUCUCAAGAAGGUAACACCAUUUGAAGCCUAUACUAGCAGAAAACCAGGAAUUGCACACUUAAAAGUAUUUGGAUCUCCUUUUCACGUGCUUAUUCCUUCAGCUUUGAGGCAUAAGCUUGAAGAAAACAGUCACAAGUGUAUUUUUGUAGGCUCUGGUCUCUGUGAAAAGGGAUAUAGGCUGUUUGAUCCAAGUACUAGGAAGGUUAUUCUGUCCAAAGAUGUGCAAUUUGAUGAAAAUGGUUUAUGGAAAUUGGAGAAUGCUAGAGAAUGA